AUGGCGUCCAGGGUUCAAGACCCUCUGAAAAUGGACAGGAUAUCCAAAUCUCUCAUGGUGCUGAGAGUCCUCCUAGUCUUCCUGCCUCAAUUCGGCUACAUCCAUCCGGACGAGUUCUUCCAGUCAACCGAGAUCACGGCGGGAGAAGUACUCACGACCGAUGCGUACAGACCGUGGGAGUUCACAACGGAUAAACCGCUUCGAUGUUCUGUGUUUGUGCAUAUGUUUGCGUACUUACCCUUCCGAAUGCUGAGCUAUUUCGGGAGUACACCUUAUUGGAGACUAGUUCUCCCUCGCUUGGUGGCCUGCACACUGUCGUUCGUGGUUGAUUAUGUCGUCUACAAGAUCCGUGGUGUUGCGGCGUUGAAAGUUGUUGCUACCUCAUAUUUGGCCCUGGUGUAUUUCACGAGAACAUUUACCAAUGUCACGGAAACCGUCCUGUUUGCCUUGCUCAUUUUGCUGUCCUUCCCAGUGGGCAAAGUCGAAACGUCGGAACUGAUUCAGUCGGCGAAGAGCGAGACGGCCUCGGAUGAGGUCGCCGAGUCGUCAAAAAACGAAACCCGUUCAGAAGGAGGGAGUCCCAGUAAGAAAAGAGUGGAAUUUUUGGCGGCCGAGAAGUCCGAAACGAAAGAGGGAGAACGAGAAGACCCUCCAACGUCGGAACCUCCGCAGCGUUUGAAACCGCAGUUUCACUCAUGUUCCUCGGAGUUCCUAUACGUGACGGUGAUUGUGUGCGGUCUCUUCAAUCGGCCCACAUUCGUGUGCUUCGCACUGACGCCUUUCUUGUUCCGUUUUUAUUCGACGAACACUUUCAAAGGAUUCGUGCUCAGUUGUAUUCGCAUGUCGCUGUACGCCGUGGUUCCGUGUUGCUUUUUCAUCGUCGUAGACUCGAUCUAUUACAAGAGUCUAGAUGAAUUCCUCGUAGAUCCCAAAUCUAACCUCGUAAUAACCCCACUGAAUUUCCUAUUAUACAACAGUAUCAGCGACAAUCUCGCAAACCAUGGUCUGCAUCCGCGCUGGCUUCAUAUCGCUAUCAAUAUUCCCCUGCUCUUCGGACUGCACUCUGUGUACAUAUAUCGAGACAUUUAUAGAUUGAUCCUGAAGCGCGAGAAUUUCCAAAUCGAGAAAUUCUCGCUGCAUAUGUGCACGAUCGUUCCCCUCCUGAUGCUCUCGGCCUUCCCGCAUCAAGAACCGCGAUUCCUACUCCCCCUCUUGAUCCCUUUCGCGUUGAGGAACGCUUUCAAACUCACGCAGUCAGGUCGCUUCAGCGGAAUGUGGUAUGCCUUCAAUCUCUACAUGUUCCUCUUCUUCGCCUUCGCUCAUCAGGCGGGUGUGGUUCCGAUGCAGAUGCACACACAGGAAAGCGGCAAAGUUGUCUAUUUCCAUACGUACAUGCCGCCGAGACACUUGACGCCGAACGGAGUCGACAGAGAAAUCAUUGAUCUCAAAGAAGCUAACCACAGGGUUCUGGAAGAGACUCUGCAAAAACAUCGUGAGGGCUAUUUGGUGUAUCCGGCAGGCGUGCAAUCCAUCGUAAGCGAGGCCAUGACUACUGCGUACUGCACGUCGACCGAAACAAUGAGUCUGUUCCCCCACGUGGCGACGGAAUAUCUGCCGGCUGUUCUCCAACGUUGCGGAUUCGGAUUGCAGUGUCUGUUUUUCGACUCGCUGAGCUUGAAGAGGAUCAAGUUCCUCUGUGAAGCCGCCUUCUAAUCAAAAUACGCAGCUGAUUGGCUUUUGGAAUGAAAUUCCUAUGGUUCGACUCGGAAAUUCUCAAGAGCUUGCCGGAGCCUAUCUGCGACUGCAGGUGUGCCAAUUGAACUUCGAAGUCAAAAAAGAGCCAAUGCUGAUACCAUAUACGGAGUUUUUAAGGAGAUAUACGAUGAACUAACUUAUUAUCACACGAUUUCUCACAUACCCUCAAGAAGAUCGCCUCGAUUGAGAUCAGCUGCUUACCAAUAGGGUUCGCACGUCUUGUAGAGGUUCAUACUUAUCGUAGAAGCUUGAGGACGGCUUGAUGAUGAUCUCGAAUCUCAGACUCUGGAUCCUCGAGCAUAGCGUCUUUGACCCGGUCUCA
This is a messenger RNA of Galendromus occidentalis (western predatory mite), 2077 nucleotides long. RefSeq names its product phosphatidylinositol glycan anchor biosynthesis class Z (gene PIG-Z). Lineage: Eukaryota; Metazoa; Arthropoda; Arachnida; Mesostigmata; Phytoseiidae. Gene Ontology annotation, cellular component: endoplasmic reticulum membrane. Bases 1 to 1713 code for a protein of 570 amino acids. The transcript has 2 exons. The record is from RefSeq and is a predicted model, not a curated record. Gene Ontology annotation, molecular function: alpha-1,2-mannosyltransferase activity. Gene Ontology annotation, biological process: GPI anchor biosynthetic process.